Labrus bergylta (ballan wrasse) is the source of this 807-nucleotide messenger RNA. Lineage: Eukaryota; Metazoa; Chordata; Actinopteri; Labriformes; Labridae. The record is from RefSeq and is a predicted model, not a curated record.
CGGGGGAAAACACUGGACGACAGCUCGGAGCCUCUGUCCAAGCGACACUCAGAUGGGAUCUUCACAGACAGCUACAGCCGCUACAGAAAGCAAAUGGCCGUCAAGAAAUACCUGGCAGCCGUCCUGGGGAAAAGCCUUGAAGACAUAGGUUUUCACCCAAGCCUACAAGACAUAGACUUUGAUGCCCUCCCGGACGGGGAUGAGUUUGAGGCUUUUUUGGGAGAUUGGCUGAAACAGUUCUCUCCCGAAUUUCCGGCUUUGUGACGCAGGAAGCAGUUUGCGGCUGUGGUGCCUUGCAUCGACUUUAAAAAUCGCCAUGAAUCACAAAUGGCUAUUUAGUGGCCCUACAAUGCUGCACAUCACCAGCUUACAUUUCACCCUUUAUGUUGUUGUUUUGAUUUGUGUUGACGUUUUGAUCUUUAGUAGCAUCCAAGCUUACGGGUGAAGCGCUCUUGCUUGCACUGCUUUGUUUUUGCACUUUGUUUUAGAGCACUAGACGUUUUGUGAAAAUAGAGGGGAAGAUGAGUUCCCCCACUCUUCAUGAAUCAUUAUAUGUAUAAUAAUGAAAGCGCCAAUAGCCUUACUCAAAUGAAUUAUCUUCAAAGAUAUAUAUAUAUAUAUGUGUAUAUAUAUAUGUGUAUAUAUAUAUAUAUAUAUAUAUAUAUACACAUAUAUAUAUAUUUACUGUGUAGAAAUUGAAUAUUAGAUUACUACUUCAAAUGGCGAUCUGCAAGGGUCAAGUCAAUAAAUGUUUAAAAAAAAGUGUUGUAAGAUUUGUAUGAAUAAAUUUUUUGUAAACAACAAAAA